This is a messenger RNA of Capronia epimyces CBS 606.96, 1422 nucleotides long. RefSeq lists its product as uncharacterized. The record is from RefSeq and is a predicted model, not a curated record. Gene Ontology annotation, cellular component: replication fork; Rad51C-XRCC3 complex; Rad51B-Rad51C-Rad51D-XRCC2 complex. NCBI's taxonomy places the organism in Eukaryota, Fungi, Ascomycota, Eurotiomycetes, Chaetothyriales, Herpotrichiellaceae. Gene Ontology annotation, molecular function: ATP hydrolysis activity; crossover junction DNA endonuclease activity; ATP binding. The transcript has a single exon. Bases 1 to 1422 code for a protein of 473 amino acids. Gene Ontology annotation, biological process: DNA repair; reciprocal meiotic recombination; meiotic DNA recombinase assembly.
AUGGAGGAUCGGGGUGCAGACAUAGACAUCCACAAUUUCUCGGCCUCGCCAUCUCAGCACCGUCUGCCAACUGUCUCGGGCAUCGAGGCCCUUCAGAACGCAGCGGCUGGGGCCAAAGGCAUUCCCUCGGGCCUUCCUGCUUUAGACUCUCUUCUUCUACCAAACUAUCUCUCCAUUGCUACCCCAGGCAUUCAGAGAGGGCAUGUCACCGAGGUAUUUGGACCUCCAGGAGUUGGAAAAACGACUUUCGCACUUCAAUUGGCUGUUAACGCUCUCCGCUCUUCCAGCAGCGAGUCUCAUGUCCUGUGGGUCAAUACGGGAUCGCCACUAAUCGAGAAACGGAUUCAUGAGAUAUUGGAAGCACGACAUUUGGGAGAUGACUGUGAUACAUCCUCCUCGCCGCCCGCCCCUUUCGACGCAGAAACGCCCCUUGAGAAGUUCAUGUAUCUUGAAUCCAACACAUUACCUAGGCUGUUGGCAUUGUUUCUGCAUCCAACACGGACCUUUCCAUCCCAGGAGACGUGCUUGAUUGUCGUGGAUGACUUGUCCAAUUUGGUGCUUGGCUCCUUCUCGAGGAAUCCGAAAAGCCUGAAACCUGGGCCCCCUGCUGCUCUCAGAGAGAAAUUGGAGAAGAGGGCGGCUGGGCGACGCUUCCAGAUCAUUGAAAGUCUGGCUGCUGCGAUGUCAAAAACAGCCGCUCUCAAGAAACUCGCCGUUGUGGUACUGACUAAUGCAACGAUGAGCUUGAAGAUUGGGCAGAAAGCCACCCUGAAACCGGCAUUAUCGAGUCAAGCAUGGGAUACCGCCGUGCAUACCCGGAUCAUACUGUACCGCGACUUCCCGGACGAGCAACAAGAGGCCGAGAUGUCUGAAAUUGACGCUACGGAGUUGCGCUACGCCGAGAUCCAACGGCUGGCACGCAAGGACGUAUACAGAACGCCAGUGCCUUUUGUCAUCCUCACUCGCGGUCUCCAGCCUUUGACCCUAGACAUGUCAAGCAGUGGGAAUCAAUUGGCAGAUGAAACGAACGUGGCAGAUGAAAUAAACGAUGCAGCUGGACUAAUGACUGAAAAUGAUGUCCCUCUUCUUCCCUUUGAGUUGUCUAAGCAGUCCCAGUCCAAAAAGCGUAAGGCUAUCGAGAUUGCUGAUAGCGAGGAUGACGAUGAUGAGGACGACGAGCAGGACAUCCGCUCAGAUCUCGACGAAAUGCAGCUUCCACGCAUGCUUCGUCGAGGAGGAAGCGCUUCCAACAAGCCGGAGGAGAUGAUUCUGGACACACACGAGCUCGCCAUUCUAAGAAGCUAUAGGUACGCUAGCAUCAGGGGUUCCGAGGAUGCGCUCGGUAUAUCCUCCUCGUCGUCAGAGGGUGAGGACGAGACUGAUUCUGAAAUCAACGUUCAUCACGGCGAGGCUGUGCGGUAG